GCAGUAUUUAUUAGUCAACAGUCAUCUUGCUCUCAGUCUCUAUGUUCGCAUUGUAAAAUUUCCACCAUCUCUUUCGACGAAGGAGAUGGUGGAAAUUUUUCAUUGUCCAUUUCUCCUCAACUCUGAAUAAUCUCAUAAGAAAAUUUGACAUAUAUACAUCCCAUAUCUCACCAACUCGCUCUUAUCUCUCCCUAACAAUGAACAAUCUUCUCCACUGCAUCGUUUUCACAGUCUUCUGCAUCUCAGUCUUCAUCCCUUCAUCUUACUGUAACGAUAAGCAGUUCGAGGAAUGCAGCAGCAUCUACCCUUUCUCAUGUGGGGCGAGUUUUGAGCUGAAUAUAUUUUAUCCUUUCUGGGGAUACGGCCGGCCUCGGAGGUGCGGUCGAGCUGAAUUCGAGCUCACAUGUGAAGAAGGCAGUAUUCACCCUGUGCUAAAAUAUUCACCCCAAAAGCUUCGAGUUUUAGGCAUCAACACAACUGAUCAAACUGUGACAAUUUUAAGAAAAGAUCUCCCUCGGAACUUUUCUUCUUGUUUUGACAGAGCCGAAGUUAGCGUCGAAUUCGACCGAUUUCUCCACAGCUACAGCUCAAACGUUCGAAACCUGAGCUUAUUCUAUAACUGCACUGAUGAAACCCAACUGGGUCCAUAUAAUUAUACUUGCCAUCAACAGGGAAGUGAAGAGAGGAGGGGCUUUUACACCAUUGAUGACGUGCCGGAGUAUUUUCUAAAUAUUACCGAUACUGUGACAUGUAGCGAGGUUACAAAAGUACCCAUUCAGCUCGAUAUUGACUCUUUCCUUAAGCUUGCACCUCCUGGGAACCUGGAAUGUUUGAGAGAAAUUUUAGAUAGGGGAUUAGAAGUCAAGUACGAUGCGAAGAACGGAUUCUGUUCGGCGUGCCAAUUGUCCGGUGGGAUAUGCGGAUCCAGUGAGUCGAAUCCGGGGGAAUUUGUGUGCCUUUGCCGUGAUAAACCUCACCGUCUUACUUGUCCUGGCAAUGAAGCACAAAUCAGUUUGAACCUAGGUUCAGGCAUUGCUUCUGCAAUAAUCGGAAUGACCAUCAUGAGUAUAAUCAUCUGCAUAUGCAGAAGGAAGAAAAUGUCAUCAAAUAUGUUAAAUUUCUUUCCCAAGGAUAUGACAAAGAAUGAUAAAGAUAUUGAGGCCUUCAUUCGAGAUUAUGGAUCUUUGGCUCCAAAAAGAUACAGCUUCUUAGAAGUUAAGAGGAUGACAAACUCAUUUAAAGAUAAGCUAGGCCAAGGAGGUUAUGGUGGUGUGUACAAAGGGAAGUCAUUAGAUGGAAAUAUUGUAGCAGUGAAGCUCUUAAAUGCUUCCAAAGGGAAUGGCCUAGAAUUCAUUAACGAAGUUAUAAGCAUUACUCGAACAUCUCAUGUUAAUGUUGUCAGACUACUGGGUUUUUGCUUAGAGGGCAACGAGAAAGCUCUUAUCUAUGAAUUCAUGAAGAAUGGUUCUCUAGAAAAAUUCAUAUACAACGAGAAAAAUUUGCAAGCUAGUCAAUGUUUAGAAUGGGAAAGAAUGUAUGAAAUUGCCAUCGGAAUAGCUCGAGGAUUAGAGUACUUACAUCGUGGUUGCAGCACAAGAAUUUUGCAUUUUGAUAUAAAACCUCACAACAUUCUUCUUGAUGAAAAUCUAUGUCCAAAGAUCUCUGAUUUUGGCCUUGCAAAAUUAUGCCUUAACAAGGAGAGCAUUGUGUCGAUGUUAGAGGCUAGGGGGACAAUUGGGUAUAUUGCUCCAGAAGUAUUUAUGCGAAACUUCGGAGAAGUUUCACAUAAGUCCGAUGUUUACAGUUACGGAAUGAUGAUCCUAGAGAUGGUUGGAGGAAGAAAGAGCCAAGAUAUUGAAGGUGCUCUUCAUUCCAGUGAAAAGUAUUUUCCGCAUUGGAUUUACAAGCAUGUUGAGCAAGGCAAAGAGUUAAAAUGGCAUGGGGCUAACAACAGUGAGAAAAAUGAAAUUGCGAAGAAGAUGAUUAUUGUUGGCUUAUGGUGCAUACAAACACGACCAUCGAAUAGGCCAUCCAUAAAUAAGGUAUUAGACUUGUUACAAGCAAGUUCUGAAGACUUGCCAAUUCCACCUGAGCCUUUUGAAUCUUCUCCUCCUAGAUUACAAGUAUUUUCUUCGACUAUAUCUAUGUGCAUUGCUUAUUCUUUAGACUCUGCAAGUGAUGAUGAUUCUCACUACUAUUCUUUUGCCGGUUUUGGCGAGGAAUUGUUUAAGAAUUAUUCCUGCAAGUCCUUCGUCUACGCCUCCCUGAAUGUCGAAACCGGCGCCGAUCUGUGGGAAAUGAAUUACAUUGAAAUUCUGAAGAUGGGUUUCCACCAUCUCUUUCGACGAAAGAGAUGGUGGAAAAUUUUCCUUGUCCAUUUCUCCUCAACUCUGAAUAAUCUUAUAAGAAAAUUUGACAUAUAUACAUCCCAUAUCUCACCAACUCGCUCUUAUCUCUCCCUAACAAUGAACAAUCUUCUCCACUGCAUCGUUUUCACAGUCUUCUGCAUCUCAGUCUUCAUCCCUUCAUCUCAUUGUAACGAUAAGCGGUUCGAGGAAUGCAGCCGCAUCUACCCUUUCUCAUGUGGGGCGAGUGUUGAGCUGAAUAUAUUUUAUCCUUUCUGGGGAUACGGCCGGCCUCGGAGGUGCGGUCGAGCUGAAUUCGAGCUCACAUGUGAAGAAGGCACUAUUCACCCUGUGCUAAAAUAUUCACCCCAAAAGCUUCAAGUUUUAGGCAUCAACACAACUGAUCAAACUUUGACAAUUUUAAGAAAAGAUCUCCCUUGGAACUUUUCUUCUUGUUUUGACAGAGCCGAAAAUAGCGUCGAAUUCGACCGAUUUCUCUACAGCUACAGCUCAAACGUUCGAAACCUGAGCUUAUUCUAUAACUGCACCGAUGAUACCCAACUGGGUCCACAUAAUUACAUUUGCCGUCAACAGGGACGCGAAGAGAAGAAGGGCUUUUACACCAUUGAUGACGAGCCGGAGAUUUUUCCAAAUUAUACCGAUACUGUGACAUGUAGCGAGGUUACAAAAGUCCCCAUUCAGCUCGAUAUUAAUGCACUGCUUAAGUCUGGACCUCGUGGGAACCUGGAAUGGCUGGGAGAAAUUUUAGAUAGGGGGUUAGAAGUGAAGUAUGAUGCAAAGAACGGACUCUGUUCGGAGUGCCAAUUGUCCGGUGGGUUAUGCGGAUCCAGUGAGUCGAAUCCGGGGGAAUUUGUGUGCCUUUGCCGUGAGAAACCUCACAUUCUUACCUGUCCUGGUAAAGGCCAUGAAGCGCAAAUCAGUUUGAACCUGGGUUCAGCCAUUAGUUCUGCAAUAAUUGGAAUGACUAUCAUGAGUAUAAUCAUCUGCAUAUGCAGAAAGAAGAAAAUGUCAUCAAAUAUGUCAAAUUUCCUUUCCAAGGAUAUGACAAAGAAUGAUAAAGAUAUUGAGGCCUUCAUUCGAGAUUAUGGAUCCCUAGCUCCCAAAAGAUACAGCUUCUCAGAAGUUGAGAGGAUGACAAACUCAUUUAAAGAUAAGCUAGGCCAAGGCGGUUAUGGUGGUGUGUACAAAGGGAAGUCAUUGGAUGGAAAUAUUGUAGCAGUGAAGCUCCUAAAUGCCUCCAAAGGGAAUGGUCAAGAAUUCAUUAAUGAAGUUAUAAGCAUUAGUCGAACAUCUCAUGUUAAUGUUGUUAGACUACUGGGGUUUUGCUUAGAGGGCAACGAGAAGGCUCUUAUCUAUGAAUUCAUGGUGAAUGGUUCCUUGGAAAAAUUCAUAUACAAUGAGAAAAAUUUGCAGUCUAGUCAAUGUUUAGGAUGGGAAAAAAUGUAUGAAAUCGCUAUCGGAAUAACUCGAGGAUUAGAGUACUUGCAUCGUGGUUGCAGCACAAGAAUUUUGCAUUUUGAUAUAAAGCCUCACAACAUUCUUCUUGAUGAAAAUCUGUGUCCAAAGAUCUCUGAUUUUGGCCUUGCAAAAUUAUGCCUCAACAAAGAGAGCAUUGUGUCGAUGUUAGAGGCUAGGGGGACAAUUGGGUAUAUUGCUCCAGAAGUAUUUAUGCGAAACUUUGGAGAAGUUUCACAUAAAUCUGAUGUUUACAGCUACGGAAUGAUGAUCCUAGAGAUGGUUGGAGGAAGAAAGAGCCAAGAUGCUGAAGGUGCUCUUCAUUCCAGUGAAAUGUAUUUUCCACAUUGGAUUUACAAGCAUCUUGAGCAAGGCAAAGAGUUAAAAUGGCAUGGAGUUAAUAACAAUGAGGAAAAUGAAAUUGCAAAGAAGAUGAUUAUUGUUGGUUUAUGGUGCAUACAGACACGACCAUCGGAUAGGCCAUCCAUGAAUAAGGUCUUAGACCUUUUACAAGCAAGUUCUGAAGACUUGCCAAUUCCACCUGAGCCUUUUUUAUCUUCUCCUCCUAGAUUGCGAGUAUUUUCUUCAACUACAUCUAUAUCAUGAAACUUGUAUGAAACGUUUCGGAGGCGUUUCAAAAUUUUUCAAAAAUUUUGAAAUGCAUCUUUUUUUAAAGAAAAAUCAUGAAAUCAAUUAAACACACAUAUUUAAUAUUUUCAAA
Messenger RNA from Mangifera indica (mango), 4542 nucleotides. RefSeq lists its product as uncharacterized. NCBI's taxonomy places the organism in Eukaryota, Viridiplantae, Streptophyta, Magnoliopsida, Sapindales, Anacardiaceae. The record is from RefSeq and is a predicted model, not a curated record. The transcript has 7 exons. Bases 198 to 4427 code for a protein of 1409 amino acids. Gene Ontology annotation, molecular function: protein kinase activity; ATP binding; polysaccharide binding. Gene Ontology annotation, biological process: protein phosphorylation.